This is a messenger RNA of Spodoptera littoralis (African cotton leafworm), 528 nucleotides long. The record is from the annotation of a GenBank genome assembly. NCBI's taxonomy places the organism in Eukaryota, Metazoa, Arthropoda, Insecta, Lepidoptera, Noctuidae.
AUGGGGAAGCUGUUGUCAAAAAUCUUCGGUAACAAGGAGAUGAGGAUAUUGAUGCUGGGCCUCGAUGCAGCCGGAAAGACUACUAUUUUAUAUAAAUUAAAAUUAGGUCAGUCAGUCACAACGAUACCUACGGUCGGUUUUAAUGUCGAAACUGUAACGUAUAAAAACGUCAAAUUCAACGUCUGGGACGUUGGAGGGCAGGACAAAAUAAGACCUCUUUGGAGGCAUUAUUAUACAGGCACUCAAGGUCUAAUAUUCGUGGUGGACUGCGCGGACAGGGACCGCAUCGAUGAGGCCCGUCAGGAACUGCACCGGAUCAUCAACGACAGAGAGAUGCGUGACGCGAUCAUACUCAUCUUCGCUAACAAACAGGACUUGCCUGAUGCAAUGAAACCCCACGAGAUACAAGAGAAGUUGGGGUUGACGCGCAUCAGAGACCGCAACUGGUACGUGCAGCCGUCGUGCGCGACGUCAGGCGACGGGCUGUACGAGGGGCUCACCUGGCUCACUAGCAACCACAAGUUAUGA